Messenger RNA from Budorcas taxicolor (takin), 1020 nucleotides. Its product is annotated as melanoma-associated antigen B16-like. The coding region runs from base 1 to 1020 and encodes 339 amino acids. Gene Ontology annotation, biological process: negative regulation of transcription by RNA polymerase II. The record is from RefSeq and is a predicted model, not a curated record. Gene Ontology annotation, cellular component: nucleus. NCBI's taxonomy places the organism in Eukaryota, Metazoa, Chordata, Mammalia, Artiodactyla, Bovidae. The transcript is spliced from 2 exons.
AUGCCGCCCGUAAGAAUCAAACUGUCUAAGCGUUUUAAGAGUUCGCGACGUGCACAGUAUCAAUCCCGUCGAGCCUCCACUCAGUCCCAGGACCUGGAGAUUGCACAGCUCUCCAGAGCUCUGGAGGAGACCCAUCUCUUCUUGUGUCCUCAAAUGCCUGGAAAUUUGAAGGCAGCUCCUGGUGGUGAUAAACCCAGUUCUCCUCAGGGUCCUCAGAGUUUCUCUGCAUCUUCCAUUGGCAUCACAGCCUCUGCAUCCAGCAAAUCAAGUGAGGUCUCCAUGAAUCAAGGUGAGGAGAAUAGUCCAGGCACCUCAGAGACUGUGCCAGAUUUCAUGAAUGUGCCUGUGCAUUCCCUAGAUAGUAAAGUAGCUGUGUUGGUGAAUUUCCUGCUGCUCAAGUAUCGAAUGAAAGAGCCCAUAACAAAAGCAGAUAUGCUCCAGGUUAUCAACGAUUGCGAAGUCCACUUCCCUGAGAUCCUCCUGAGAGCUUCUGAGCGCGUAGAGAUGCUCUUUGGCCUUGAUCUGAAGGAAGUGGAUCCCACCAACCACUGCUAUGGCAUUUUCAUUAAAUCAGGCCUCACCUAUGACGGCAUGAUGCACGGUGAAGCAGGUGUGCCUAAGACCGGCAUCCUGAUACUUAUCCUGGGUGUGAUCUUCAUGAAGGGCAACCAUGCCACUGAAGAAGAAAUUUGGGAAGUUCUGAAUGUGACCGGGCUAUAUUCUGGGGAGAAGCACUUCAUCUUUGGGGAGCCCAAGCAGCUCAUCACCGAAGAUUUCGUGAGGGAAGGAUACCUAGAGUUCCGGCAGGUGGCCAGCGCUGAUCCUGCACAGUCUGAGUUCCUGUGGGGCCCCAAAGCUCAUGCUGAAACCACCAAGAUGAAGGUCCUGGAGUUCAUCGCCAAGGUUCAUGGGACUGACCCAAGUUCUUUCCCAUCUCAGUAUGAGGAGGCUUUGCAAGAUGAAAAAGAGAAAGCUCAGGCCAGAAUUUCAGCCAAGUGUCUCUACUAUUCCAAGUUCUAG